AUUAUGCAAUUUGAUAUUAGUGAACAAUUUAUCAUUCCAGUGGAUUUAGCUGCUUAUCCCGACUAUUUAUUCAUUAAUGUCUAUAUGAUUGAUUUAAAUUUCAUAUUAAAUCGUCUCAUCAGCGGUUUCUAUCGUCAAUCCACUUCGAUUCAAUCGGAUUUUUUACAAUUCUAUGAAAAUACAAAACGUUAUAAUUUACCAACUGCAUCGAUUGUUAAAAAUGCUCAAUGUAUUUAUGAAUUAGCAUUGUAUUGUAUAGAGAAUAAACAUGUGAAAUGU
Molecule: messenger RNA, 279 nt
Organism: Schistosoma turkestanicum
Lineage: Eukaryota; Metazoa; Platyhelminthes; Trematoda; Strigeidida; Schistosomatidae
Source: the annotation of a GenBank genome assembly